CCAAACUUUUCCAGGAUUAUCAGACUGUUAGAAAGCCACAACGUGGAGACAGAUCUCAAACCAUGUUAGAUGCGGCAGGUCCAGCCUCCAGCUGGGGUUCAGGUCUGACGGGGUCUGGUGCGGCAGGUCCAGCCUCCAGCUGGGGUUCAGGUCUGACGGGGUCUGGUGCGGCAGGUCCAGCCUCCAGCUGGGGUUCAGGUCUGACGGGGUCUGGUGCGGCAGGUCCAGCCUCCAGCUGGGGUUCAGGUCUGACGGGGUCUGGUGCGGCAGGUCCAGCCUCCAGCUGGGGUUCAGGUCUGACGGGGUCUGGUGCGGCAGGUCCAGCCUCCAGCUGGGGUUCAGGUCUGACGGGGUCUGGUGCGGCAGGUCCAGCCUCCAGCUGGGGUUCAGGUCUGACGGGGUCUGGUGCGGCAGGUCCAGCCUCCAGCUGGGGUUCAGGUCUGACGGGGUCUGGUGCGGCAGGUCCAGCACUCAGCAGAGCCUCCGUAUGAGUGCAGAAUAAAAACUUGCUUCCUUCUUCCUCACACUUCCUGUUUUCC
Messenger RNA from Micropterus salmoides (largemouth bass), 539 nucleotides. RefSeq names its product dirigent protein 10-like. Bases 63 to 491 code for a protein of 142 amino acids. The record is from RefSeq and is a predicted model, not a curated record. Lineage: Eukaryota; Metazoa; Chordata; Actinopteri; Centrarchiformes; Centrarchidae. The transcript has 2 exons.